GGGAAGACCCCGAGGCCCGGCGACUGCGGACAGUGAAGAACAUUGCCGACCUGCGGCAGAAUUUGGAGGAGACCAUGUCCAGUUUACGGGGAACUCAGGUUACACACAGCACAUUAGAAACCACAUUUGACACCAACGUCACCACGGAGGUCAGCGGGCGCAGCAUCCUCAGCUUGACGGGCAGGCCCACUCCUCUGUCCUGGAGACUCGGCCAGUCCAGCCCUCGGCUCCAAGCAGGAGACGCCCCCUCCAUGGGCAACGGGUACCCGCCUCGAGCCAACGCCAGCCGGUUCAUCAACACCGAGUCGGGCCGCUACGUGUACCCUGCCCCUCUGAGGAGGCAGCUGGCGUCCAGGGGCAGCAGCGUGUGCCACGUGGACGUCUCUGACAAGGCCGGAGACGAGAUGGACCUGGAGGGCCUCAGCGUGGACGCCCCCGGCUACAUGAGCGAUGGGGACGUCCUGAGCAAGAACAUCCGGACGGACGACAUCACCAGCGGGUACAUGACCGAUGGCGGACUUGGCCUCUACACCCGCCGCCUGAACCGACUCCCUGAUGGGAUGGCUGUAGUGCGGGAGACCCUGCAAAGAAACACCUCCCUGGGCCUCGGAGACGCCGACAGCUGGGAUGACAGCAGCUCCGUCAGCAGCGGGAUCAGCGACACCAUAGACAACCUCAGCACUGAUGACAUCAACACCAGCUCCUCCAUCAGCUCCUAUGCCAACACACCUGCUUCUUCUCGCAAAAACCUGGAUGUGCAGACCGACGCGGAGAAGCACUCGCAGGUGGAGAGGAACUCCCUCUGGUCGGGCGAUGAUGUCAAGAAGUCCGACGGAGGGUCAGACAGCGGCAUAAAGAUGGAGCCGGGGUCCAAGUGGCGGCGGAAUCCCUCGGACGUGUCUGAUGAGUCUGACAAAAGCACGUCGGGCAAGAAGAACCCUGUCAUCUCCCAAACGGGCUCGUGGCGGCGAGGCAUGACCGCUCAGGUGGGCAUCACCAUGCCGAGGACGAAGCCGGCUGCCCCGGCGGGCACGCUCAAGACGGCGGGAACCGGAAAAACCGACGAUGCGAAGGUGUCCGAGAAAGGAAGGCUCUCUCCCAAAGCCUCCCAGGUGAAGCGCUCCCCGUCCGACGCCGGCCGCAGCAGCGGGGACGAAUCCAAAAAGCCCCUCCCCGGCAGCGCCAGGACGCCCACUGCCAAUGCCAACAGCUUUGGGUUCAAGAAGCAGAGUGGCUCGGCCGCCGGUCUGGCCAUGAUCACGGCCAGCGGGGCCACCGUCACCAGCAGGUCAGCCACCCUGGGCAAAAUCCCAAAGUCGUCGGCACUUGUGGGUCGGUCCACUGGCCGGAAGACGAGCAUGGACGGGGCUCAGAACCAGGACGACGGGUACCUGUCCCUCAGCUCCCGGACAAACUUGCAGUACCGGAGUUUGCCGCGGCCCAGUAAGUCCACCAGCCGCAAUGGGGCUGGGAACAGGUCUAGUACCAGCAGCAUCGAUUCCAACAUCAGCAGCAAGUCCGCAGGCCUGCCGGUGCCCAAGCUGAGGGAGCCUUGCAAAACGGCCCUGGGCAGCUCUCUGCCGGGUCUGGUCAACCAGACGGACAAAGAGAAAGGCAUCUCAUCCGACAACGAGAGCGUGGCUUCCUGUAACUCAGUGAAGGUGAACCCGGCAGCCCAGCCUGUGUCUAGUGCGGCUCAGGCCACUCUCCAGCCGGGCGCCAAGUACCCUGACGUGGCCUCUCCCACGCUCCGCAGACUCUUUGGUGGGAAGCCUAGCAAGCAAGUGCCCAUGGCCACAGCUGAAAACAUGAAAAACGUGGUGGUCCUCUCCAAUCCUCAUGCCACCUUGACCCAGCCAGGUAACUUAGAGUCCCCCUCGGGCAGCGGCGCCCUGAGCAGCGGGAGCAGCAGUCCUCUCUACAGUAAGAAUGUGGACAUCAACCAGUCUCCGCUAGCCUCCAGCCCCAGCUCAGCCCACUCAGGCCCCUCCAACAGCCUCACCUGGGGCACCAACGCCAGCAGCUCCUCAGCAGUUAGCAAGGGCUUCCAGUCCGUCAGCAGCCUGCACACCAGCUGUGAGUCCAUCGACAUCUCCCUCAGCAGUGGAGGGGGGCCGAGCCACAACUCCUCCUCGGGCCUCCUCGCCUCCUCUAAGGACGACUCCCUGGCUCCCUUUGUGCGAACCAACAGUGUGAAGACCACACUGUCCGAAAGCCCUCUCUCCUCCCCUGCCGCUAGCCCUAAGUUCUGCAGAAGUACUUUGCCCAGGAAACAGGACAGUGACCCGCACCUUGAUAGGAACACUUUGCCUAAGAAAGGACUCAGGUACACCCCCACCUCCCAGCUCCGCACACAAGAAGACGCAAAAGAAUGGUUACGGUCCCACUCUGCAGGAGGCCUGCAGGACACGGCUGCCAAUUCCCCUUUCUCCUCCGGCUCCAGCGUCACUUCUCCCUCCGGAACGAGGUUCAACUUCUCUCAGCUUGCGAGUCCCACCACUGUCACCCAGAUGAGCUUGUCCAACCCGACCAUGCUGAGGACCCACAGCCUCUCCAAUGCUGAUGGGCAGUAUGACCCAUACACCGACAGCCGCUUCCGGAAUAGCUCCAUGUCCCUGGAUGAGAAGAGCAGAACCAUGAGCCGCUCGGGCUCCUUCCGGGAUGGGUUUGAAGAAGUUCAUGGAUCCUCACUCUCUUUGGUUUCCAGCACAUCGUCCAUUUAUUCAACACCAGAAGAAAAAUGCCAGUCAGAGAUUCGCAAACUGCGGCGGGAGCUGGAUGCCUCCCAGGAAAAGGUUUCAGCUUUGACCACCCAGCUGACAGCAAAUGCUCACCUCGUAGCAGCCUUUGAACAGAGUCUUGGAAACAUGACAAUCAGGCUCCAGAGUUUGACCAUGACGGCUGAGCAGAAGGAUUCAGAACUGAAUGAGUUAAGAAAAACCAUUGAGUUGCUAAAGAAACAGAAUGCAGCUGCCCAGGCUGCCAUUAAUGGAGUAAUUAACACUCCGGAGCUCAACUGCAAAGGAAAUGGUACCUCCCAGUCUGCAGACCUCCGCAUCCGCAGGCAGCACUCCUCCGACAGCGUGUCCAGCAUCAAUAGCGCCACCAGCCACUCCAGCGUGGGCAGCAACAUAGAAAGCGAUUCAAAGAAAAAGAAGAGAAAGAAUUGGGUCAAUGAGUUACGCAGCUCCUUCAAGCAAGCGUUCGGGAAGAAGAAGUCCCCCAAGUCGGCGUCCUCUCAUUCAGACAUCGAGGAGAUGACGGACUCUUCUUUGCCUUCCUCACCAAAGUUACCGCACAACGGCUCCUCGGGUUCCACGCCACUGCUCAGGACCUCCCACUCCAACUCCCUCAUUUCGGAGUGCAUGGAUAGUGAGGCGGAGACGGUCAUGCAGCUCCGGAAUGAGCUGAGAGACAAAGAGAUGAAACUGACGGACAUCCGCCUUGAAGCCCUCAGCUCUGCACACCAGCUCGACCAACUCCGGGAGGCCAUGAACAGGAUGCAGAGUGAAAUAGAGAAGCUGAAAGCUGAGAAUGACCGGCUAAAGUCAGAGUCUCAAGGCAGCGGCUGCAGCCGGGCGCCCUCCCAGGUGUCCCUCUCGGCCUCCCCGAGGCAGUCCAUGGGCCUCUCCCAGCACAGCCUGAACCUCACUGAGUCAACCAGCCUGGACAUGUUGCUGGAUGACACUGGUGAAUGCUCGGCUCGGAAGGAAGGAGGCAGGCAUGUUAAGAUAGUUGUCAGCUUUCAGGAGGAAAUGAAGUGGAAGGAGGAUUCCAGGCCACACAUCUUUCUUAUUGGCUGCAUUGGAGUGAGUGGCAAGACGAAGUGGGAUGUGCUCGAUGGGGUGGUUAGACGGCUGUUCAAAGAAUACAUCAUUCACGUCGACCCAGUGAGUCAGCUCGGGCUGAAUUCGGACAGUGUGCUGGGCUACAGCAUCGGGGAAGUCAAGCGCAGCAACACCUCCGAGACCCCCGAGCUGCUGCCCUGUGGCUACCUGGUGGGAGAGAACACCACCAUCUCCGUGACCGUCAAAGGGCUCGCGGAGAACAGCCUGGACUCGCUGGCGUUCGAGUCCCUGAUCCCCAAGCCCAUCCUGCAGCGCUACGUCUCCCUGCUGGUGGAGCACCGGCGCAUCAUUCUCUCCGGCCCCAGCGGCACCGGGAAGACCUACCUGGCCAACCGGCUGUCCGAGUACCUGGUGCUUCGGGAGGGACGAGAGCUGACAGACGGGGUCAUCGCCACCUUCAACGUGGACCACAAGUCCAGCAAGGAAUUGCGCCAGUACCUGUCCAACCUCGCCGACCAGUGCGCCAGUGAGAACAACGCUGCGGACAUGCCCCUCGUCAUCAUCCUGGACAACCUGCACCAUGUCAGCUCCCUGGGCGAGAUCUUCAAUGGGCUGCUCAGCUGCAAGGACCACAGAUGCCCUUACAUAAUCGGCACAAUGAACCAGGCUACCUCUUCCACUCCCAACCUGCAGCUCCACCACAACUUCAGGUGGGUGCUUUGCGCCAACCACACGGAGCCCGUGAAGGGUUUCCUUGGCCGGUUCCUGAGGCGGAAGCUCAUGGAGACGGAGAUCAGUGGGCGGGUGCGGAAUGUGGAGCUGGUGAAAAUCAUCGACUGGAUUCCCAAGGUCUGGCAUCACCUCAACCGCUUCCUGGAGGCUCACAGCUCCUCAGACGUCACCAUAGGCCCCCGGCUCUUCCUGUCAUGCCCCAUCGACGUGGAUGGCUCCAGGGUGUGGUUCACCGACUUGUGGAACUACUCAAUUAUCCCCUAUCUCCUGGAAGCCGUCAGGGAAGGACUCCAGCUCUACGGAAGGCGGGCCCCCUGGGAGGACCCUGCCAAGUGGGUGAUGGACACCUACCCCUGGGCGGCCAGCCCGCAGCAGCACGAGUGGCCUCCCCUGCUGCAGCUCCGGCCCGAGGAUGUCGGCUUCGACGGCUACUCCAUGCCUCGGGAGGGCUCGGCCAGCAAGCAGAUGCCCCCCAGCGACGCUGAAGGAGACCCGCUGGCAUGA
Messenger RNA from Myotis lucifugus (little brown bat), 5024 nucleotides. It is a transcript of the gene NAV2, whose product is annotated as neuron navigator 2. The record is from RefSeq and is a predicted model, not a curated record. Lineage: Eukaryota; Metazoa; Chordata; Mammalia; Chiroptera; Vespertilionidae. Gene Ontology annotation, molecular function: ATP binding; ATP hydrolysis activity. The annotation marks the transcript as partial. Gene Ontology annotation, biological process: nervous system development; neurogenesis. The transcript is spliced from 31 exons.